Molecule: messenger RNA, 807 nt
Organism: Miscanthus lutarioriparius
Lineage: Eukaryota; Viridiplantae; Streptophyta; Magnoliopsida; Poales; Poaceae
Source: the annotation of a GenBank genome assembly
AUGGAAGAUCGCUUCUACGAGGAAGAUGAGUGGUACUUCCAGUUUCAGGAUUUCAAGUACACACUUUCUCCAGAACUGUUCCCUGCGAUGAACAUUAAUGAGCUUGGCGACCUGUAUGAUGUUGACUUCCCGAGUUUCUGGGCUCAGAUGGAGGAGGGCGACGCGCAUCGCAAGAGCAAGGAAGGCGACUGCGAGAAGGCCCUGAUCGAGUCUGCCAAUGUGCAGACGGUCGCAGAGAUACCAGGACGUCGGUGCGUUGGGUCGUCAGAAACGAAGAAGGAACUGACUUUUGAGCAGGUGUCGCGGCACUUCUCCGUGACGAUCAAGCAGGCGGCUCGGGAGCUCAACGUGGGCGUCACCGUCCUGAAGAAGCAAUGCAGGAAGCUCGGCAUCCCGCGUUGGCCGCACCGGAAGGUGAAGAGUCUGCAGAAGCUCGUCGACAACGUCCAGAAUGGAGCGCGCGUCCUGCGGGGGCUCGGGAAGGAGAAUGCACAAGAGAACGGGCAUCUGACCAGGAGCCUGGUGGAAUUCCUGCAGCAGACGGUGAAGCUGCUCGGGGAGAUGCCCGAUGUGAUGCUGGAUCAGAGGACGAUAGAGCUCAGUCAGGUGUGCUUCAAGGACGAGGAGAAUGCACAAGAGGACGGGCAUCUGACCAGGAGCGUGGUGGAAUUCCUGCAGGUAACGAAGAAGCUGAUGGAGGAGAGGCCCGAUGUGAUGCUCGAUCAGAGGACGAAGCACCUCAGGCAGGUGUGCUUCAAGGAGAGCUUCAAGAGGAAGCGCCUCAUAGGCGGCCAUGGCACCUGGUGA